Messenger RNA from Guillardia theta CCMP2712, 2151 nucleotides. RefSeq lists its product as hypothetical. The transcript is spliced from 11 exons. The coding region runs from base 1 to 2151 and encodes 716 amino acids. Gene Ontology annotation, cellular component: endoplasmic reticulum. Gene Ontology annotation, molecular function: calcium ion binding; protein binding. The record is from RefSeq and is a predicted model, not a curated record. Lineage: Eukaryota; Cryptophyceae; Pyrenomonadales; Geminigeraceae.
AUGACCCUUCGGACGACAAUGCUUGUCUGGCUGGCGAUUCUUUUCGUCACGAGCCUUUCGUUUGCUUCAGCCCUGGCGAGGGAAGGAGAUCAAGGACUGCCUGGAGCGAGCGACGAUGCCGAGGUAGACUUCAUCAAGUUCGAUGAGGACGGCGAUGGAGCCCUGAACAUGAAGGAGUACGAACGGAUGCUGUCUGAAAACCGCGAUAGGACGGGAGGAGAUGAGGGCUGGAAGAGCUUCUUCGUCAAGUCAGACACAUCAGGGGACGGGAGGCUAGACUUCCAAGAGUUCUCCACCGCAAUGAUAGGCCUCAUGGAGCAGGGGGGCAGCUGCGGUGCUCAGGAGGGGGGACAGGAUGGAGAGAAAGGAGAGAGAGAUGGAGGGGAGGGGAAGGAUGGGGCAUACUCGGAUGCCGACGAGCCUGCUCGGUAUGCCCUGCAGUAUGACAAGGAUGGGGACGGGAAGAUCGGCUUCUCAGAGUUUAAGGAGCUCAUGAUGGAGGACGGGGACACGGAGGAGGAGAUGGAGAGGGGGUUCACCGCGUGGGAUAAGGACCAUGACGGGAAGCUGGACUUCAGCGAGCUGCUGCUGGGGCUGACGGGGCAGGGACAAGAGCCUUCCAGGGACGUGAGCGACGCUCAGGAGCAGCCAGCAGAUCUGCUCCCCCCAAGAGAGCUCUACGAGCUGGCGAGGCAAGGGCGGGUGGAUCGGUUGAAGUACGUCAUCGACCACUCCUACUCCGUCGACGGCAGCGCUCAGGAAGGAUACUGCACCCCGCUGCACAUCGCGCUGAUCCAGUUCGAGACGUGGAACUUUGGGAACCACCUCAACUUGAGAGAGAAUCGAAACUUCGCGGAGGUGGCCAGGAUACUGAUCGCGGAGGGAGCGGAUCUCUUCCACGCAUGCGAUGGGUUGACGGCCUUGCACUAUGCGACCAUCUCCAGAUGCAUGCCUGCUAUCAAGGAGAUUAUCAAGAGUUUUCGCUCGAGGUUCGGCGAGGCGAAGCUUGAUGACAUCCUCCUUGACGGGACGACUGCACGAAACCCGCACGCGCCCGGGGGAGGCUCCAUCCUCCACUACGCGACCAACCUGCACAACUGGUACAUCGGCCUCUCCAAGAUUAUCACCGGCCACCCAGGAGCUGGACAUGUAAACCGAAACAUGCACGAGCAAGGAAUUCUCACUCGCGAGAUGCUCCGAGAAAACGAUCGCAAACAUUUUUAUGAUUCAUUUGCUGAGCUUGGCAUUAAGAUAUCACCUGAUAUCCUCAGGAGCAAUCGCACCACCUACGACCGUACCGACUUGGGUCGUCUGCUUUCCAAGUGGAACUCGAAGUUCGUCAAAAAGCUUCUCAACGCCGGGAUCUCUCAUCAAGUCCUGCUGCUGCUGGAGGAGGGAGCAAGAGCGGACCAGAAGAACCUUAAGGGGAUGCUGCCAGCUGACCGAGCUGUGCAGAACGGCUUCUUCGAGGUAGCUGAGCUCCUGCUGGGAUAUCACUCUUCCUCCCUCGACAGCCCUGCCUACCUGGCAGCGGCAGCGACGAGGGACGGGGAGCAGCUGCUGAACUUCUCGACGUGGAACAAGAGGAUGCGAGGAGAGCUCCCUCCUUCUCCUCUCCGUGGGACGACGAGCAGGACGGCGGGGAGGAGGAAGGAUAGUGCGAUCUGCGAGGUAGCGGAGGGAGGGAGGAGCGGAGGGUGGAGGAGGGGAUGCCUGCCGGAGGUUGAGAUCGACUUCUGCGACAUCUCGUCCAUCGAUGUGUCGGAUCCUGCCUUCGAAGAGGUGCUGCGCCAUCAUUCUCUCAUGCAUCGUCCCCUUCGCAUCACUGGGGUGUGGCGGGACGAGGACGAAGAGAGUCUGCGAAAGAUCUGGAGCAAGGAGGGGCUGCGAGCAGCAAGCGGCGAGCUUGGGAAGUUCAAGGUAUUCCGACAGAAGGGAGGGAGGAAGGAGAGCGUGGGGAUGGAGAUGUCAGACUACCUUGACUUCAUGGAGUCUCAUGACCCUGCGCUCGACCGAGCACCCGACUGGCUCGUGGAGUUCGGACUGCAGCCCGGGCAUCCGCUGGUGGACUCGCAUGACAAGGUUGGGGGAGGGAGGAGCAGGAGGGAGAGAGGUGGGGCGAGGAGAGCAGCAGGAAGGAAGGUGGGGUAG